Molecule: messenger RNA, 882 nt
Organism: Mesorhabditis belari
Lineage: Eukaryota; Metazoa; Nematoda; Chromadorea; Rhabditida; Rhabditidae
Source: the annotation of a GenBank genome assembly
AUGUGGAUAUCCCUCGGCGUGUCAGCCCUCGUUUCGGUGGCUCUUGCGAUGCCAUUUGAUGUAAAAGAACAAAUUCAGCCAAUUACUCGAGUUGUCUAUGAUGAUGAUUUGGCGCGAAAUUCGAUGUUACCUCUAGCAGCAGCGACGUUUUCGAAAAAUCCACAACAUUGUCUCACAAAUAUCUUCAAGGGAACGUUGAAACGGCAAAUCGAGGUGAAAUGUGAUGGAUUCAACGGUGAUACAUGCUCUGGUUUCACCGCUGUUCUUCUCACACAAAAAGCCAUUGUCAUCUCGUUUAGAGGCACCGAUGCCGUUUUGCAACUUAUCGAGGAGCUCGAGGAAGCUUUCAAGGCACAAGUUCCAUUCCCAGCCGGUGGAAAUGUGAAUCUUUACUUCUACAAUGCUUUCCUCGAUGUUUGGAAUGGUGGAAUGAAAGAUGACUUCUUGACGCUUAAAAAUCAAUAUCCUGGAUACGCUCUAUGGGUAACCGGUCAUUCUUUGGGUGCUGCAAUGGCUUCCCUCUGUGCUUCGUAUAUUAUCAACGUUGGAUAUUUUGAGAAAAAUGAUGUCAAGCUUGUCACUUUCGGACAACCGAGAACCGGUGACGCUACCUGGGCCAAAUGGCACGAUGAGAAUGUUCCCUACUCGGUGCGAGUCACUCAUUCACACGAUAUUGUCCCUCAUUUACCUUUUGGAAAUAUGGGAUACAAUCAUCAUAUGACCGAGGUGUUUUUCCCAACUGACAUGAAGGUGUCAUCGACUUUUGUCGUUUGUGCAGCUGAUGAAUCGGACUCGUGCUCUGCCGGCAUCACCACCGGUCUCACUGUCAAUGACCACCUUCACUACUAUGAACACCAUGUGAGUGGAUGGGGACAAGCUGGA